CCCCCCCAGAGGAUUUCUUAAAAAGAGAUAGUGACUCCCCCGUCGCACUCAUUUAUGCCAGAGCAUCAGCACGUUGAGCUUGGAUAUUUACUGAACAGUUUCCUGACUGAAAAAAAACCCUAAAAAGGAGAAACUGAAAAUGCGUGAGAUAUUCUUCUCCGUCCUGUUGUUCUCUUGCCUGGCUCUUGGCUUGGGAAACCGUGUCUACGUGCACCCCUUCAGUCUCUUUGCCCUCGGCAACGUCAGCUGUGAGGUCAUCCAGUCCAAAGAGCCCGAGCAGGUGGAUGUGGUCAAGGCCACACCCAUCGGUCUCCAGGACAACACGGAGCCUGACAUCCGCGACCUUUCCGACAGCAAUGCAAUGGAGAACAGCACCCAGCGAAAGGACGUUCUGGCAGAGCUCCAGAACACAUUGGGCCUGCGCAUGUACAAGGUUCUGACCCGGAACCAAAAGGACUCCAACACCCUGUUCUCCCCUGUGAACGUCUUCGGAACGUUGGUGACACUAUACCUUGGGGCCUCCAAGAAGACAGCUGUCCCUUACCAGGUGCUGUUGGGCAUUAACAAGGAAUCAUCAAGGGAGGACUGUGUCUAUCUGAUCGACGGACACAAGGUGCUCCGCACUCUGCAGGAGAUCAACGCCCUGAUCGAUGGCCCCCGGGAUGAGCUGAGGACUCUGGUGUGGAGUUUCAUCACCCAGGAUGCAGAAAUCUCCAAGGACUUCAUCGGCGGGGCGCAGGACUUCUCUGACGCCUCUUACACCCGCUCAGUGGACUUCUCCAAGGCCGAGGAGGCUGAGAAGAAGGUAAACAAUUUCAUUCAGAAGACCUCAGAUGGGGACAUCAAGCAGAUUUUCCAGAACCUCAGCUCAACCACCAAUUUCCUGUUCGCCAGCUCAGUCCAUUUUAAAGGUAACUGGAGAACAGCUUUCCAGCCGGAAGCCACCUCCGUGCAGGACUUCAGGGUGGAUGAGCAGACCACUGUGUCCAUCCCACUGAUGACCCGCACAGGAGAGUACAAGUACCUGAACGACAAGGGCAGGAAGUGCACCGUGGUGAAGCUGGGUCUGAGCGAGCGGACAUACAUGCUGCUGGUGCUGCCCCAUGAAGGAGCCAGCCUGCAGGAUAUUGAGAACCAGCUCCAGACCGAAGUCAUCUCCAAGUGGUACCAGAACCUGCAGGAGGGAUAUCUGGAGCUGUCCCUGCCCAAGUUCUCCCUGACGGACUUAACUGACCUGAAGUCAGUGCUCACUGAUAUGGCUGUGGAGAAAUUGCUGCUGGGUUCAGAUGCUCAGUUCCAAAGACUCAGCAACAAGGAGAAGUUCACAGUUGACAAGGUGUUCAGCAAGGUGGUGUUUGAGAUGUCGGAGGAGGGAUCCCAGGUAUCCACUAAGACAGAGGACGGGAGAGUCCCUCUGAAGCUCACAGUGAACAGGCCCUUUUUGUUCGCCAUUGUCGAGGGCAACUCCAAUGCCAUACUCAUGUUGGGCAAAAUCAGAAACCCGGCCGUCUAGUGCACCCUGUGAUGCCAUUUCUUUGGAGAUUUUUUGUACCGACCUGAAUUCCAUUGGUAGCAUUGGAGCUUUUGUUCUAUAGUUUUUAAUAGAUGGUACAUUUCCCUUGGUGUUCUGACCGUAUUUGGACUGAUGUUUAUUUAUGAGUUCACUAGGAAUAUUUACAAUAUGCAGUGGAGUAUAGUAGUACACAGUAGAUUCGAUUUUCAUGAUCAAUUUUACAUAGUGGUUCACAUGUUUGUAUAAUGGCCUGUUCAAUGCUUUAAAUGUCAGAUGUUUUAAAAUGGCUGAUCUGACAGAUUGUUUGUGUGUCUUGUUUCAUGUCUGAAUAAGUCUCCCUCAUAGCCUCAUUUAAUCGUUUCAUUUGUAAUGUAUAGUGUCCAUCAGGCAGCAAAAGUUAUUUUUGUUACUCCAUCUAAAUAGCAGAAAAUAGACCUGAAUACAUCAUUUUUCUUUCCUCACUACUUCGAUAGUAGCAUUAGCAUUUGAAAAAUCUGGACUAAAUUUGUUUAAGUUCAGAGGCAACACUUACCCUAAAUGUGUCUAUUUUUUAUUAAAUGUACAGCUUAUUUUUGUGCUUCUAUACUGUACACGAGUACUUGAAUAAAUAUCUUUUUGUUCUGGAAAA
Clupea harengus (Atlantic herring) is the source of this 2141-nucleotide messenger RNA. It is a transcript of the gene agt, whose product is annotated as angiotensinogen. Gene Ontology annotation, molecular function: serine-type endopeptidase inhibitor activity. The record is from RefSeq and is a predicted model, not a curated record. Lineage: Eukaryota; Metazoa; Chordata; Actinopteri; Clupeiformes; Clupeidae. Gene Ontology annotation, biological process: regulation of systemic arterial blood pressure by renin-angiotensin; regulation of apoptotic process.